CUGUUACACAAGUUCCAAAAUGUAAUCUUUGUCCAGAUGCACUCUUGUGAUUUUGGCAAGCGACGAAAGUUCUUCCCUACAGCCGUCGGUCGUUUUAUCAUCUGCUACAUGUUAGUAAUGGCUGUAGGGAAUGAGAUUGCGAGAUGGCCCCAUAUUUUAGAAAUGCCUUCUUGCUUCAUACCGAAAUUGAGAGAUGCUGCUGAAUGCUGAUGAGUUGAUAAGCUCAACAGCUCACUCAAAUCUCUUAUCAAAUCUUCUUCUACCUUUCUCUGAUCUUAGCCAUAGCCAUUAACCCACUUGGUCGUAGGCUCGUAGCAAUUACAAUUCAAGGCUCCUUCUUCUGAGGGUUAACACAACUGAACCCGAUGACUUGGCUUCACGUUACCUCGACACUCUGCAGCCUUGAGACGUGCUGCCCAGUCCGCCAAACCCAAAACCCACAACCCAAACCCGAGCCAUUGGCUUUGCUCUGAUAUCUGCAAUUGUGGGUUUCCAUGGAUGGAGUUAAAUACCACAAACCCUUCUCUUCUCUCUCUGAUAUCUGAUCCCUCCCUCUCUCUCUCUCAACUAGACGACAAUAAACACCGAGCUCAAGUAAGUUCAGUGCAUGAGUCGGUGACCUGUAAGAAAAUUGCGUAGUUUUCGCCACCGAUUAAUCACUUUAUCCUACUCCAUCUUCUAACCCCAAUGGCGUCCAUUUCCACACGUGCCUUUGAGGCACUCUCUCACUCUCUUCUUCCCACAGAAACUUGCAUAUAAGUAUUCCCUUCACCAUAACAACCCAACAACCAUUGCUUGCCGCCAAAGCUAAAAAAAAAAAAAAAACCAAACCCCACAACCCAAGUUUUCCCCCAACCCCAAAUUUCCCUUUGUCUCUGUUUUGUGUUUGUGACGAUUUUCUUCACUGUUUUUUCUAUGACCUCAUUCGAGGCAUUCUUCGAGGGCUGGCUGGUUCGGCAAGAGCACUACUUGGACGAACUCCAAUCGGCCCAGCAGCGAGCCCAUGAAGCCCGCGACGUCGAUCUGAGAGACCUGGUCUCUCGGGUGCUGCUCCAUUACCGGCAAUACUAUGAAGAGAAAUCGAGACUUGCGCAGAGAGAUGUGUUUCUGGUGUUUUCUCCGACUUGGUUCACUUCGCUGGAGCGGGCCCUGCUCUGGAUCGCCGGGUUCAAGCCGGGUCUGGCAUUCCGGCUGGUCUCGGACUCCGUACCCGACUUGUCCGAGGACCAGCGGGUCCGGAUGACCCGGCUCAUGGAGGAGACCCGGGUCGAGGAGCGGGCGCUGGAUGAUAAGCUGGCCAAGAUUCACGAGAGCGUGGCGGCCCCACCGCUCGUCGACGUGGCGCGUCGCCACGCGCGGUGUUUGGACGGUGAGACUGCGGAGGAGGAGGAGGCGGCGACGCGGUCGUUGAAGUCGGCAUUGGAGGGCGUGGUGGCGAAUGCGAAUUUGCUGAGGGUCACCAUAGCUACGAAGCUGGUGGAGAUGCUGAGCGGUGCUCAGGCGGUUCGGUUUUUGGUCGCGGUGGCUCAGUUUCAGCUCAAGAUUAGGAACUGGGGAUUGGAGAGGGACGCAGCCGAGAAACAGCGGCGGUCCGGCGGAGGAGGACGGUGGUAGUUCAAUUGUUUAGAAAUUGAGUCACCUUUUUUUUUUUUUGUGUUUGAGGAUUUUGAUGAAGAGAAUAUAUGUAUGUCAUUAGCAUAAUUU
This is a messenger RNA of Rosa rugosa (rugosa rose), 1704 nucleotides long. RefSeq names its product protein RESPONSE TO ABA AND SALT 1-like. The coding region runs from base 916 to 1614 and encodes 232 amino acids. Gene Ontology annotation, molecular function: sequence-specific DNA binding. The transcript has a single exon. Gene Ontology annotation, biological process: DNA-templated transcription. The record is from RefSeq and is a predicted model, not a curated record. NCBI's taxonomy places the organism in Eukaryota, Viridiplantae, Streptophyta, Magnoliopsida, Rosales, Rosaceae.